GACGACUGCUCUUACGACCACCAUGGCGGCAAGGUCCACAAUCGCUCGCCUCAUCAACGCGGCACAACACACAGCAUGCCCUUGCCACGGAGGCGCACAUCAUCAUGGGAUGCACCAUCCCGGUGUCCUGAAUCAACUGAGGCGCUUUGCGUCGCCCGUAGACGCAGUGAAGAAGGAAUACGCGUUUGAGGUCGCCGCUUCCAAUCUGCGCUUUGGGGACGGUGUCACGCAGGAAGUCGGCAUGGAUCUGGCGAACAUGAAAGCCCGCAAGGUCGGGGUGCUGACAGACGAGAACGUCGCGAAGUUGGGGCCCAUGAAAGCCACAUUGGAUUCUCUCGAAUCCCAGUCUUUGGAGUUCGAGGUCCUGACCCUUCCUGCCGGUGAACCUACCGAACAGAGCUGGGCUGACGCGAUUUCAUGGUCUCGGGGACACGACUUCAGCCACUUCCUCGCGGUGGGCGGUGGUAGUGUGAUCGACACAGCGAAGGCCGCCAAUCUGUUUGGGGUCUACAAGGAUGCGGAUCUGUUCGACUUUGUGAAUGCCCCCAUUGGCAAAGGUCUCCCGAUCACGCAAACUCUCCGACCUCUAAUUGCGGUUCCGACCACUGCAGGAACAGGCUCGGAGACCACGGGAACAGCCAUUCUUGACAUCCCUUCACGAUCGUUUAAAACCGGGAUCGCCAACCGGGCCAUGAAACCUGUUCUUGGGAUUGUAGAUACGCAGAACACGGCUACUUGCCCUACAGCCGUGCAUAUCAGUGCCGGACUGGACGUGCUUUUCCACAGUCUUGAGAGCUACACAGCUAUCCCUUACACUGAACGUACCCCGCGACCGGCCAACCCGAUUCUCCGGCCAGCCUAUCAGGGCUCGAAUCCCGUAGCCGAUGUGUUUUCCCUCUGGGCGCUCCAGACCACCGUGACAUAUCUCCCCCGGGUCGCCAAGGAUCGCGAGGAUGAGGAGGCUCGCCGACAGAUGCUGCUUGCUGCCUCGUUUGCUGGAAUUGGAUUCGGAAAUGCAGGGGUUCACUUAUGUCACGGCAUGUCUUAUCCGAUUUCUGGACUGAAUAAGAAGGGACCCGGAUACAAGCAUCCCGGAUAUCUAAACAACGACAAGCCGAUUAUUCCGCACGGUGUUUCUGUAGCGAUUACAGGACCUGCCGUGUUCCAAUUCACAGCACCUUCAGCACCCGAUCGUCACCGACAGGCCCUGGCCAUCUUCCAGGGCAAGACCACCUCCGACCCUUCCAUAAGCCGCAUUCCUGAUCGUGAAAUUGGGGCUCAUUUGUAUGACGCGAUCGCUCAGUUCCUGGACGGUCUCGGUGUCCCUCGGGGCCUGAAAGCGCUCGGUUACACUGCAGCGGACAUCGACAUGCUUGUCGAUGGAACGUUGCCCCAGCGUCGUGUUUUAGAUCUUGCUCCUGGUAUCGGAGACAUCGUAGGCGAAGAUGGUCGGAUGCACAUUGCCAAAAUGCUGCAGAAUUCGCUCGAAUACUGAUUGCAGUACAUGAUGCGUGACGCGGCUUAUGUAAUAGACACCGUGCUUGAAUUCCAUCAACUAAGGCUACUGCUACCAACACUACCAUGUCGCGUCGCUCUGUGUUCAGGCCAUGCAUCGAUCUCCACGACGGACAGGUGAAGCAAAUUGUCGGAGGAACUCUCUCCGAGGCAUCUCCUGCGUCUUUGAAGACCAACUUUGUUUCGAGUAAAUCUGCGGGCGAAUUCGCUCAACUGUACCGGAAACACAAUCUUGAGGGAGGGCACGUCAUCAAACUCGGACCUGGAAACGACGAGGCCGCAAAAGAGGCGCUUGCUGCUUGGCCAGGAGGUCUACAGAUCGGUGGCGGUAUUAAUGACGGCAACGCGCAAACCUGGCUUGACGUCGGGGCGAGCAAGGUCAUCGUCACCUCUUUCCUCUUUCCGGGGGGCCGCUUUUCUCAAAAACGGUUAUCGAAUCUUGCCGCGGCCGUCGGAAAGGACAGGCUCGUAGUUGAUGUCAGUUGUCGACGCCGAGGAGAUGCCUGGUUCGUCGCCAUGAAUAAAUGGCAAGACAUCACAGACAUGGAGGUCAAUAAAGAGUCUUUGGACAUGCUGGCGCAGUUCUGCAGUGAAUUCCUUAUCCAUGCUGCAGAUGUCGAGGGACUGUGCAAGGGUAUUGACGAAGCUCUGGUCGCCAAAUUAGGUGAAUGGGUAUCCAUUCCUUGCACUUAUGCCGGUGGCGCGAAAAGUAUCGAGGAUCUCGAAUUGGUCCAUCAUCUCUCCAGAGGAAAAGUUGAUCUAACCUACGGAAGGUGGGUUCUCAUCCUCCCAUCCUAGCAUCGCUGCUGACGACGACGAAUGCAGCUCUUUAGACAUUUUUGGUGGAACUCUAGUAAUAUUCGAUGAUCUUGUUGCAAAAAAUAGAAAUCACGCUUGAGCGACCAGAUGCUGACUAAUGAGUUGUAUAGUCACGAGACGUGACUUCUCGUGACAUCCUCCAUCCCUCACACAUUUCCUCAAGGUAAUUAUCCUCGCCCGAGCGCUCUCUCCUUCGAUCCCGACUCCUUUGUGCAGACUCCGACACGAUGCCCGGCAAGGUCAAGGCUUACGAACUCCAGUCCAAGUCCAAAAAUGACUUGUCGAAACAACUGGUCGAGCUCAAGAACGAGCUCUUGACCCUGCGGGUCCAGAAAAUUGCUGGUGGAUCAGCGUCGAAGCUGACGAAGAUCAACACUGUCCGCAAGUCGAUCGCUCGUGUCCAGACCGUCAUGACCCAGAAGGCCCGGCAAAAUCUGCGUGAUUACUACAAGAACAAGAAGUACUUGCCGCUUGACCUCCGUGUGAAGAAGACUCGUGCUAUCCGGCGGCGUCUGACCAAGCACGAAUCAUCGGUGAAGACCUUGAAGCAGCGCAAGAAGGACUUGAACUUCCCGAUCCGAAAAUAUGCCGUCAAGGCAUAGGUACCCGUGUAGUUCACUAUUCCGUCUACUAUGUCCCAUGUCUGCCUCUAUGUUACACAUGCUCUCAUCGCGCACUCUGUACACGUCGGUGGAAUCUUGAUAAAAUUCAAAACAAAAAAUGUGAAACAAUUCGCCAUCAGGCUCACGCAUCAUGAUCAGACGAGCAUCAUGCGUUGCGUCUUUCACAUCGGUCUUGAUUGAACGCAGAGGAGCUCGUCAUCUUCCUCCACCUCAAUCACGGCGUUCCUCUCCUCAACCCCUUCAUUUUCUCCCUGGCCCGUGUCUUUUCUCAUUCUUUCUAAAUAACCUCGCGCCGCCAAAUACACAUCGUCAGCUGUUUUCACCGCGGCCAUCGCAAGAGGAAGCAAUUCCGAAAGUGAUACCAUCGUUACGGCCCACGGAUUCCUGAACACUCCCACAAUCCUCCGCUCAGCUAGUGGCCUAUCAACACUGUAAUGACGCCCAAAUCCUCUACCAUUGAAGAACCCCAGGGCCGUAUGAGGGAGCCCGUCCCCAUACCCAGCAGCAAUCCCGCGAGCCAGUACACGCUCCUCGAAAAGCUGGGAACGGGGAGUUUCGGGACGGUCUACAAGGCGAUGCACAAUGAAACGAAGCAGAUUGUAGCCAUAAAGCAGAUAGAUCUGGAGGAUUCCGACGACGAUAUCUCUGAAAUCCAGCAGGAAAUUGCGAGUCUUGCCCAGUGCGACUCGGAGUAUGUCACUCGAUACUACGGCUCGUUCGUUGUCUCGUACAAGCUGUGGAUCGUCAUGGAGUAUCUGGCCGGCGGGUCAUGCCUCGACCUCUUGAAGCCGGGCACCUUCUCUGAGGCUCACAUUGCUGUCAUCUGUCGUGAGCUUUUGCUCGGUCUCGACUAUCUCCACACAGAAGGGACCAUUCACCGUGACAUCAAAGCUGCCAACAUCCUGUUGUCCUCAUCAGGCAAAGUCAAGUUGGCGGACUUUGGCGUUGCCGCGCAGCUCACCAGCACGUUACGGCACACCUUUGUUGGGACGCCGUUUUGGAUGGCUCCUGAGGUGAUUCGGCAGGCUGGGUACGACGCGAAGGCUGAUAUGUGGAGCUUGGGAAUCACGGCGAUUGAGAUGGCCAAGGGUGAACCGCCACUGGCAGAGUAUCAUCCCAUGCGUGUUCUCUUCUUGAUUCCGAAAGCCAAGCCCCCAGUGCUGGAAGGCACCUUCUCCUCCGCGUUCAAGGAUUUUGUCACUCAGUGUUUGACGAAGGAUCCCGCCGCUCGUCCAACAGCAAAUGAAUUACUGCAACACCGAUUUAUUCGCGGCGCGCGCAAAACCUCGUAUCUGACUGAGCUCAUCGAACGGUAUCAGGAUUACCGCGCACGGUCUCCUCCUAAAGCACAGCAGAUGUACCAGGCUACGGUCAAAGGAUGGGACAGCACAAUCCGGAGCGAUUGGAACUUCGACACCAUCAAAUCCUCCGCCUCAGCUAUGGGCACUUUCCGUAGCAUGGCGAAGGAUCUUGACAUGGUUCCGGAUAUGGAGUCUGAGGAAGACGGGUCGGAUUUUGAAGAGACCACGGACUCGGUUGACACUGGGAACGCAACCAAGGGGAGCGAUCCGAUUCAGAUCGCUCGCAGCGUGGGCCUGAACCCUCAGGCGGGGCACUCAACCGUGGUGAUUCGGUCGCCAGUUUCGGAGAAGGAUAUUCCGGCUUUGCUCGCGGACACUGCCUCUGCUGAGACGACCUCAGACAGUCCACAUACACCGCCGCAAGAGAACUUGGGUCUGGGGGCGCCACCUGCUUAUUCGGGAUCUGUGCGGGGUAGCCGGCGGGCUUCUUACGCGGCCCGAACAUCUGUGCAAGGCGCUGGGACGGUCAUGCGGGAGGCUGACCUCGGCACCGGCGUGGACACGAUCAGACCUGUCAAGAAAGUCGACACGGCGGGCUCUUUGCGAUUGUCGGCGGACUUUGUUGGGAACAUGCGCAGAGAGGGUAGCGGCAGUAGCUCCACUCCAACAUCACCGACAUCAGGGGGUCGUCGAGUGGCCAGCGAAGCCUCGAAAGCGGGGCGGACCUUGAUUGACGAUGUUGUGACUCCCGUUUUACAAAGGGCAAUUCAUGAUGAUAUGGAUGCUCGGGAAAUAGAGUCUCUGAGCAUGCUGUCGAGAGGAUUUACAGAACUCAAAGAAACGAACCCCGAGCUGGCUUACAAUAUCAUUCUCGAUAUCCUCAGCGGCAUCAACGACAACACUGCUGUCCGACAACAUGUACAAACGGCUCGAGGCCUGUUCCCUCACAGACGAAUUAUCCGCAAGAGCGAGAUGACUGCGAAAGGAUUGGUUGUGACCGAAGUGCAGGAGGAUGUGACUGGCCUUCCAUCGAGCGCGGAUCCGACCGACGCAGAAGAGCCUGCAGCCAAGAAAUCUCCUAUUGCUGAGCUACUAUACAUGCGAUGGCUCGAAGGCUUGCGGCUGAAAUGGCCCAGCCUGACGUGAUGAUUCAUUUAUUUUUUUGCUAUCCGUGCUUACUCCUCAUGUCUGUUUAUUCACACUCACGAGACACGACUAUUACGAAUAUCUCAUGUGAUCUCUCGAUACGUUUAGCGUACAUACCACCAUAUCACAAGUAAUUGACGCCCAAGUAAUCGACUA
Molecule: messenger RNA, 5560 nt
Organism: Mycena citricolor
Lineage: Eukaryota; Fungi; Basidiomycota; Agaricomycetes; Agaricales; Mycenaceae
Source: the annotation of a GenBank genome assembly